UUGAUUAAAAAACCCGAUGCCCUCCUCCUGUAAGCGAAACAGAGGCUGAGAGCGGAAAACACUUCUCAUGAACAGAGCCAACAAGUUUUUGCUCUCCGCUCUUAUCUCCGUUAAGCAAACGAGAUCAUCUAUCUCUUCUUCUUCUUCUCCGUUGAGGCUUCUUUCUACGAAGAACAACAGCCACAACUCCAAAUCCAAGAAGAGCUCUCUCAUCCUCCAAGAGUUCCGUCGUCGUCGGGAAAAAGGCUCCGCGAAGAGUGAACCCCCGAGAACGGUUGAUUCUUCCUGCGGCGGGACCGACGUGGUGAGUGGUUAUGUAGGGCUGGGGCUGAGGAUGGAGCUGGUAGCGGCGGCGGAAGAGAUUUCCGGAGACGGCGGCGCUGUUCCCUCCGAGAUUCAAUGCAUCGGAAUUCCCGCCGUUUUGGAUGGCAAGUCUGUCGUUUUGAGCUCCGAGGCUGGCUCUCCCAGGGCUCUCGCCUAUCUCCUCCCUCUCGUCCAGUUAUUAAGGAGCGGCACAGUUAGCAUGAAGCCCAAACGUCCUCGAGCGGUUGUGUUAUGCAACACAGAAGAGGUGUCUGAUGAGUGCUUCCUGAUGGGAAAGUACAUAAGUAAUCACUGUCGCUCAAAGUCCUCCAUUGAAGACGACCGAUCUGAAUCAAAAGGCAAUGAGAAUAUGACGACCCCUCCCCUUGGGAUGUUGGUUGGUACCCCCAGUGAGAUUCUUCUACAGAUAGAAGAAGGCGACGUUUUCUGUGAUGAUGUGAAAUAUUUGGUAUUGGACGAGGCAGAUGCCAUGUUGAGGCAAGGUUUUGGCCCCAUGAUUCAGAAAAUAGUAAGCCAAUUACCUGACUGCAUGGGGAUUCAAACUGUGGUUGUUACCUCUCCGGCUUCAGAGAUGAUUGGUAAGCCAGUGAUGGAGCAUGUUGGAGAAAUAAGUGCGAUGAUGUUGGAGAUUGACAGAAAGGAGGUGCUUGACCUGCUCGCAUCACCGGAUGCUGUCAUGAAUAGAGUGGCGGAAGCCUUGGCCUCUCUCCCUGGCUGUUGACCUUUUGCAUAUCACAUCACGCUCGUAAGUUCUUGUUUUACUUUUUCAUCUUUCAUGACUCAUGAUAAUAAUAAUAAUAAUAAUAAUUUACAGUUCCCCUUA
This is a messenger RNA of Tarenaya hassleriana, 1147 nucleotides long. Its product is annotated as DEAD-box ATP-dependent RNA helicase 39-like. Lineage: Eukaryota; Viridiplantae; Streptophyta; Magnoliopsida; Brassicales; Cleomaceae. Gene Ontology annotation, molecular function: RNA binding; ATP binding. The transcript is spliced from 5 exons. The coding region runs from base 68 to 1045 and encodes 325 amino acids. The record is from RefSeq and is a predicted model, not a curated record.